Gadus morhua (Atlantic cod) is the source of this 2760-nucleotide messenger RNA. RefSeq names its product gametogenetin binding protein 2 (gene ggnbp2). The record is from RefSeq and is a predicted model, not a curated record. Lineage: Eukaryota; Metazoa; Chordata; Actinopteri; Gadiformes; Gadidae. The transcript is spliced from 14 exons. Gene Ontology annotation, cellular component: nucleus; cytoplasm. Bases 175 to 2226 code for a protein of 683 amino acids.
UCCUAUCAUAACGUGACAACUUCUACGUGCCUCGACGUGACGUGCGGAGGGCAAAGGUUAAACAGUGAUGAAGAUUCCUCCACCGUAACCACCCGAACGAACUUGUUUAUUUUUGUUUAGAAAAAAAAGGAAUCUUCGAAGCCGGGCUGUGCUGUACUUGAAGAGCUACAAAACAUGGCGCGUCUAGUGGCGAUUUGCCGGGAAGGCGAGGAAGACUUCCCGUUUCUUGCAAGACAGAUUCCCCUGUACAUUGACGAACCUCUCACGAUGGUGAUGGAAUUUCCUGAGGAUGUCAUGGACCUUGACAGCCAGUACAUUAAUACUACCCGAUGGAUACAGUUUGCAGAGUACCACUCCAAGUUGAAGCAGCAGGACCUGCACACGGCCAUGAUGGUGACGUCCAGGGAGGUGUUCAGCACCCUGGCCCAGCUGGUGCCUUGCGUUGGCUGCCGUCGCAGUGUGGAGCGCCUCUUCUCCCAGCUGGUGGAGUCCGGGAACCCGGCCCUGGAGCCCCUCACUGUGAAGACCCCCGCCAUGCUCUCCGUCACCAAGGCCUGCCUGGCCGACGCCAAGAAGCUCUUCACACUUUUCUACGUCCACGGGUCAAAGUUGAACGACAUGAUCAACGCCAUUCCCAAGAGCAAAAAGAACAAACGAUGUCAGUUGCACUCCUUAGACACCCACAAGCCCAAACCGUUGGGGGGAAGCUGGAUGGACGUGUGGGAGCGGAUGUCUCAGGGGUGCAGGGACGAGGUGGUCCUCAUCGACAGUGCCUGCCUUCUUGAGACACUAGAGACGUAUCUACGCAAACAUAGGUUCUGCACCGACUGUAAGAACAAGGUGCUCCGGGCGUACAACAUCCUGGCGGGGGAGCUGGACUGCACCAAGGAGAAGGGCUACUGUGCCGCCCUGUACGAGGGCCUGUGCUGCUGCCCCCACGAGCGCCACAUCCACGUCUGCUGCGAGACCGACUUCAUCGCCCACCUGCUGGGCCGCGCCGAGCCCGAGUUCUCGGGCGGUUACGAACGGAGAGAGAGGCACGCCAAGACCAUGGACGUGGCCCAGGAGGAGGUGCUCACCUGCCUGGGGAUCCACCUCUACGAGCGCCUCCACCGGAUCUGGCAGAAGCUCCGGGCCGAGGAGCAGACCUGGCAGAUGCUCUUCUACCUGGGGGUGGACGCGCUGCGGAGGAAUUUUGAGAUGGCCGUGGAGAAGAUGCAAGGCAUCAGCCGACUGGAGCAGUUUGUGGAAGAGCUCUCCGAGGAGGAGAGAGCCAAGGAGCUGAAGCAGGAGAAGAAGAGGCAGAAGCGCAAGAACCGACGCAAGAACAAGUGUGGCUUCGACGUGCCCGCGGACAAGGAGAAGAGUCUGGACGAGUGCUCGCUGGAGUCUGUGGACGUCAGCUGCAAGGCGUGUGGUAGCCCGGAUGAGGAAGAGGAGGACGACGAUGAGGAAGAGACGGUUGCCGCGGAGGUCAUCGUCGGCAGCGGGAGCGACGCGUGCACCUGUCCGGAGAGCAGAACCCUGGACUCGCCUCAAACCAACAAAGGCCUGUCUCCCCACAGCAACGCCAGCGACUGCGGCUACUCCUCCAGCAUGGAGGGCAGCGAGACGGGGUCCCGGGGGGGCUCGGACGUGGCCUGCACAGAGGUCUUCAACCACGACGACGCAGGUCAGCGCAGGGGAGACUUCCCAAAUGGCCUCGACAACCACCACCUGUGUUCCGAAGCCAAGGAGGUGGAGGAGGAGGAAGCGGCGGACAGCUGUGUGGAGUGCUGGGCGAACGCGGAAGACGACGCCAAGUGCAAGAAUAAAAAGAAAAAGCGAAAGGGCAAGAGUCUAUGCAACGAUCAGGGACAAAAAGCCAAAGAUUGUUCCGCAGACGAAAACAAAACAGGAAAAGGUGGCGUGACCACGUCCCAGAAUUGCCAAACCAAAGAAACACGCCCCCCCGCGCCGGGGGGCGGUUUUGCCAGUAUUGCACUUCCGGCACUGUGCGGCCAACCAGACAACAGCACAAAAAGCCUUGUGGAACUCCUGGGCGACGCCGACCGCUGCUUGGACGAAGACAACUGCCUGACGCCGGAGGAGAUCCGGGCCUUCGUGGAGAGCAAUAAGUCCUUCUACAGCCAGCGUGACCGCUACCGCCAACACCUGAGGGACACCUUCACCAACUACUGCCGCGCCACCCAGCGCAGCAAACCCCUCCGCGCGGAGAGCGGCUAGCCCGCCACUAGCAUCUCAAAGUAGCAGCACUUAUGAAAACCUUACAACGGGGGCAAAGGGUGGGUGGUGUGACCACUGAACCACCUUUUCACGAUGGGGGGGAACCAGACUUUGGUCUGGUUCACCGAUUAUUAUUUUUUUCUUAGGUUAAAUUAAUGUUUCUUCUUCAGUUCUGGCCUUCAUCUUCAUGAAUGUGAUUUUCACAGUUUCUUCCUCCUUGUCUUGUUGUUCCAUCUCGUUAUUCUUGACCAAAUCUAGCCGUAUGUUAUUGGUUUCAUGCACGUUGGCGCUAAGGAGAGCAGUAGAUAUUGGUUGGAGCUUGUAACUGUGACACUAGGAAUAGUUCUGUUUAUUAUCGUUUGUUUCACUUCUGUGACACUUCAGUGUAGUGGCAAAGGUUGUACUGAUGAAUGUGUACAGAAAUUCUAAAUAUAGAUUUUACAGAUAAUGAACAUCCAUUUCUAAUAACAAUUUGGGUGUAAUGUCCAUAGUGCAAUGUUGAAAAAUGUAAUAAAGGAUAUUUAUUAAUAUGCA